AGAGAUGGAGAGAGAAUGAGAGAGAGAGAGACGUACAAACUAGAGAGAGAGAGAGAGAGAGGGAGGGGGGUUGAGGGGGUUGUGGGUACUGUGGAAAACUGAAGAGUGCACCAGAAGCUCAUUGAAGCUCUGAUUUUGAGGCAUAUUGGGGAGAGAGAGAGAGAGAGAGAGAGGAGAGAGAGUGGAGAGGAGUGUUGGGCAAGCAUCGAGCAAACUACAUAGAAAGCAGGCCUGGCCCCUCUUCAAUUCACCGCAUUCCCAGCUUUUGCAUUGGAGGGUCUCUCUCCUCUGCUGAAAGAAACGCUAGCAAACGACGGGGUCGCUUUGAAGUUUCCCGAAAGAGAGAGGGAGAAAGAGAGGAGAAAGAGAGAGAGGGAGAAAGAGAGAGAGAGAAGAACCCAAGUGAGUUCCUUCGAUUCUCCAUCCCCUCCGACCCCUUUUGCCUUCUUUCGAGUCGAUUCCGUGGCUCCCCGGCUCGCUUUCUCUGACUCUUGCGAUGCAAUUUUUGAGCUUUUUGCUUUGUCUCAUCUUUCUGGGUCUAUUCCCUAUUGCGGGUUGCAGAGAAUAAAGCUCACCCGCGCGCACAGUGUUUCUCUCGACUUUCGCACCACUGUUCUCUCGUGUCAUCGGACGGGGCCAUUGACGUCGCCUGCUGGGUUGUGUAAGCAAUAUCAAAGUUCGCUCCUUUUCCUGAUUUUUUGUUUUCUUUUUAGACUGGUUGUCGACACGAUCGGGAGUGGGUGUUUGGUAUUUUAUAAGAAGCGAGCGAGGACGACGAUGAGGCGAUUUUUAUGAUCGUUUAGCUCCCGUGUGUACUGGGCAAACACGCAAUGCGCGUGUUCGCCGACUGUGCUUUUGCUGUAUCUGCAGAAAUUUUGAUUUCCGUAUCGAACUUGAUGGAUCGUUGAUCGCUUUUGUUCUGGGUAAAGCUGCUUGCUUCUGUUUACUGGAGGGAAGCUUUUGAGAUCUUGACGCAAUGCUGAUGAAGAGGACCGUGUCAGUGCAGAAGGAAGCGGGUCCAAUGGCGAAAUCAGAUUCUAACUUGCGUUCUGGUUUGCAAUCUGCUCUUAGAAGGCAGAAUCGUAGGAGCAAUUCCCUUUCCAGCGUCCCUGGUCUUUAUGCGGGUUUGAAUCCGAAGGGCUUAGCCGAUGCUGAUUCGGUUAGAAGCCCCACAUCUCCUCUUGAUUUUAUGCUGUUCCCAUAUCUGAGUAACCCCAUGAGGUCCCCUCGAUCGCCUUGUGCCGGGCAGCGAAAGAGCUGGGACUGUAGCAAAGUAGGCUUAAGCAUUAUAGAUUCUCUUAAUGACAAGGGAAACUCAUCCGGCGGGGCUCUCCGGUCAUUUCAUACUGGAAACAUAAUUUUUGGACCUAAAAUCAGGGUUAAGAAUCAUAAUAUUGAGACCAGCAUUAGUUCCAUCGAGUCACCGAAGUCCCUACCUAAAGAUUACACAUUCUCUCGUUACGCCCGUGCCAAAUCUCCACUCCACUCGAGCAGCACCGGUGUCGUUUUUGAAAUUGCAGAUGGCCCUGAAGAACCUGACCCUUUGGGCAAAAUCCGGUCUAGCUCACUUGAUUCUUGCACAAUAAUGAGUUAUCGUCCUCGAUUGAGUAGAGAAAGUCCAAAAUUAAGUAAGGUUUCAUGUACUAGUCCGACUUCAAUCCCUUCUCCGUCUGUUGAUCCUGGCAUAGGGUUCACUGAUUCUCUCUCAGCGAGCGAGAUAGAAAACUCUGAGGAUUAUACUUGCGUGAUUUCACACGGUCCUGAUUCUAAAACCACUCACAUUUACGGUGACUGCAUUUUAAAAUGUCACCCAAGUGAGUUGAGCAAUUUUGUCGAGGAGACAGAGGAAGACACUGUAUUGCCUCGAGUGAAAAGCUCAGAAACCCCUGCUUUGUAUUCUCAUGAUGACUUCUUGAGCUUCUGUUGCAAGUGCAAGGAGCCAUUGCCAGAAGGCGAAGAUAUCUACAUAUACAGAGGCGAGAAAGCAUUCUGUAGUGUGGAAUGUCGUUCAGAGGUGGUUUUGUCUGAUGAGAUUGAAGAAGCCGUGGAAGAUUAUGAUAAGUCACCGAAGUCCAAAAGUGGAGAUAAGCUUUUUCAAAGUGGCUCUUUUCUCCCUUCGUAGUGACCAGUCAUGUGGUCUCUGUGGCCACCAUGCCCAUGAUUGCUGGAACAAUCACUGAGGUAGAUGCCCCAGAUCGUCCGUUCACCAAAGAGCUGUUUUUGUGUGCAUCAGUUAGCAGCCAUGGAUGAUCAAUUUUGUACAUUUCUCUCUUCACCGAAAAGGGAUUCAGCUUUCAUGGUCUUGGUGGUGGCAAUUAUCUGCUACAGCAAUUUUUUGGCUUUUUGGAAGAGACAUGACCGUAUUAUAUGCGAUGAUAACUCAUAUUAUAUUACAUAAUUAUUUGGCAUGUGAAAUGGGUUUAGCUGAUUUUUAUGGCUCCCCAUCUAUAUCCCCUACAUUUUUCUUCCGGGGUAAACUUUUCCUGUAAUGGCGGCCGACUAAAGUGCUUUUUCAUAAUAGUAUCAAGUUGCUAUUGUAAGACCAUGUGCUCUAAAUUCCUGGUCUUGUCUGAUGUUGAUUACCGUCCACCAUCUUUUGUUCCCU
Molecule: messenger RNA, 2605 nt
Organism: Eucalyptus grandis
Lineage: Eukaryota; Viridiplantae; Streptophyta; Magnoliopsida; Myrtales; Myrtaceae
Product: FCS-Like Zinc finger 11
Exons: 3
Coding region: 977-2122 (381 amino acids)
Source: RefSeq, a predicted model, not a curated record